AUAAAAUUAUCAUUUUCUCGCUUUCAUUUUACAAUUAUUCGAAUAAUAGUAGUUUAAUAAUUGCCUAAAAUUAAUCGAUUAGUUGUGAAUAUGAAUCAUUUUUUCAUUUUUUUGUUCAUAUCGAGUGGUCACGUGUCCCUAAGCACUCUUACAGAAUUCGAAAUCCAAGAAAAGCAUAAUGACAUUUACAAUCUAUCUUCAUAUUUCAGGUCCAAGUUCAAAUGUGACAAUGGAAAAUACAUCGAAAAAUCUUUUCUUUGUGAUGGAAUAUCCGACUGUAAAGAUAACUCAGACGAAACUCAUCAACAUUGCUCAAACACAAGAUGUGGAGGGCAGUUCUUUCAAUGCGAAUAUGGAGCUUGCAUUAAUAAAGAAUACUUAUGCGAUGGUUUAAAGCAAUGCAACGAUGGAUCAGACGAAUCAGUAAAAAUUUGUAAUAAAACUACUGACGAUCGAACCGAUAAUCAAAGAAGAAGGUCAAGGGCUACCAACAACAUGUGUGCUGUGCCUGCAUCUACUCCAGAUAAAACAAUAAACUAUCGAUGCAAUGGAAAACAAUCAUCAAAAUGUAUUGUGAAUGGAUUUGUUCAAGAAUCAACCGUUGCUUCAGUUGUAUGUAAUCCAGGGUAUUCCACCACUGAUGAAACGUACUUAGAAUCUGGCUGUCUGGACAAAAAAUGGUUACCACCAAUUGCUACAUGCACAAAAAAAUGCGAAAAGCUGACACCAAUCAAUGUUGAUUUACUUUGCAUUCGAAAAGGUAUAGAAAUCUCUUGCGACCUAAAUUCGCUACUUGCUGGUACAGUGAUUCGUCCAACAUGUAAAUAUUUACACACCUACAGCAGCUUUCAACCAGAUUAUAUAGAAAUCAGUUGCAAAAGCGAUGGAAAUUGGGAUAAACCACUUUUUUCAUGCACUCCUCAAUGCGGACGACCAUAUUCCGAAGCUUCUACCUUGAUCACAGGAGGACAAUUGGAACGUUUUGGAGAUUCACCCUGGCAUGUGGCGAUUUAUAAUCAAGAUAAGGAGUUGAUUUGUGGAGGCACCAUUAUCAAUCCUCAAUUAAUUUUAUCAGCUGCUCAUUGUUUUGGUGAAAGUGCUUUAAGUAAAGUGAAUGCUGCCAAAUAUGAGAUAGCUGUAAGCAAAGUAACCAGAAACUAUACGAUAAAAGACAAUCAAAACCAGAAGAUUCAUAAGAUCAAAGAGAUACGUUUUUCUAAAAAAGGUUACAUCGGUUUGAACAAUCAUUACGCAGCCGAUAUAGUAAUUCUGAUUCUUCAACAGCCAGUCACCAUCAGUCCUACAGUUUUACCUGCUUGUAUCGAUUGGGCAACUUUGAAUAAAGGAAUUACUCCUUUAGAAGGCACACCGGGGAAAGUUGUAGGAUGGGGACUCAAUGAAAAUGGUCGUUACAGUGAAAAUCUAUUAACUGUUAAUCUACCUUAUAUAGGUCGUGAACGUUGCCUGAGCACUGUUCCUGAUGAUUUUAAACCGUUCAUUACUCUGGAUAAAUUUUGUGCUGGUACUCAAACUGGUCCUGGCGUUCUCCAAGGAGAUAGUGGCGGAGGUUUGCUGUUCCGGGAGAACGGAUUAUACUACAUCAGAGGAAUCGUCAGCUUGAAACAACCAUCAAUAACUGCCAUUGCCGCAUUUACAGAUCUAGCUGAUCAUAUUCAGUGGGUUCUGUCAUUAGUAAAUGAAGUGAAACAGGGCCUUAUUGAUCAAGAAACAACCCUGCAAACAAAAGCAAACCAAACGGGCAGUGAAACACCCACACCCACACCCACACCAAACACAAAAAAAUCAGAAACUAUUGCUCUUGCAAAUUGUGAAAAAUACUCAAAAUAUGCAACGGAUUGCGUUCAUGUGGUGAUAUCAAAUAAAGGGGCAACAAACGCUUUACCAAAAGAAUAUCCGCACAACGCGUACAUUGGAAUUGAUGUUGAUGGAGAUCCGGAUUGGAGAUACAGUGGUGUGUUGAUCAGCGAAAAAUUCGUUCUGAGUGUGGCUCAUUAUGCAAACGUCUCAAAAGAAGAAUCAAAGUGGGUGUUGUUGGGUGAACUAGACAAAUCGUCAAAAAAUGACGACGCCAAACCAACAGUUUUCAGUAUAGUAAAACAAUACCUUCACCCGGACUUCAAACCAAAUACGGUCUACAAUGACAUAGCACUUUUUCAGUUGAAUGCUUCUGUCGUAAUAAGUCCAUAUAUAAGACCAGCUUGUUUGUACACUUCAACUUUCAACCCAGUAAAUAUCGAAGGCAAAGUUACAGCUUUUGGGGUGACGGUUCAAGGUGAACGAAAUAGUGAUCAUUUACUGAGAACAACAGUUACAAUACUCAAUGAUGAACGCUGUCGAUCAAAGUACAAACUCGAACCGAAUACUCGUAUAGAACGUGGAUAUGAUCCAAAUACCAUGAUAUGUGUUGGGAAUUCAUCCCUGCAAGAGAAUUUAUGUGUGGGUAUCUCAGGAAGUCCAUUGCAGUUUCCUAAAAAAGAUCAGCCAUGUAUGACAACAAUAUAUGGAAUCGCAGCUAUUAGCAAUCCAUUUUGCGAAGGUCCAGAUAUUUAUAUAAAAGUGCCUUAUUAUUUGGAUUGGAUCCAGAGUAUUGUUUGGCCUUGAAAUAGGCUUCAGGAUCAUAACGAAUAUUAUACUCUAAAAAUGUGUGUUACACGGAGAAAAGCUAUCACAUUGAUAAAGGGAGAAGACUGAAAAAUAUUAUUUCAAACAUUUCUAAAUAAAAAGAAUUAAAAUGUCGAA
Planococcus citri (citrus mealybug) is the source of this 2760-nucleotide messenger RNA. Its product is annotated as modular serine protease-like. The transcript has 17 exons. The record is from RefSeq and is a predicted model, not a curated record. Lineage: Eukaryota; Metazoa; Arthropoda; Insecta; Hemiptera; Pseudococcidae. The coding region runs from base 91 to 2622 and encodes 843 amino acids. Gene Ontology annotation, molecular function: serine-type endopeptidase activity; protein binding. Gene Ontology annotation, biological process: proteolysis.